Molecule: messenger RNA, 1962 nt
Organism: Dromiciops gliroides (monito del monte)
Lineage: Eukaryota; Metazoa; Chordata; Mammalia; Microbiotheria; Microbiotheriidae
Gene: ARL8A
Product: ADP ribosylation factor like GTPase 8A
Biological process (GO): protein transport; anterograde axonal transport
Cellular component (GO): lysosomal membrane
Molecular function (GO): GTP binding; GTPase activity
Source: RefSeq, a predicted model, not a curated record
GCCGGGCGGGCGGGCGGACAAGCGAGGUGCGGGCGCAGGCAGCUCCGGGCCGCGCGGGCGGGCGGACAGACAGACGGCCGGAGCGGCGGGAGGGCGGGGCUGCUCGGCGGUGCCCGCUGCACGGACACAGGCGGGCGGACGAAGUGAGCGGCCGGGCGGCCUCCGCGGACUGCCGGCCAGGCGGGCCAGAGCGGCUGCACCCGCACCGAGCCGCCUCGUCCCCCGCGGCGGGCGGGCCGGCCAGGCGGCGGGCGGGCGGCCCGGCUCGGGCCCCGAGCGGAGCGCGGCGCAGGGGCGGGCGGGGCCCGCGGCCGGAGCCGCCACCAUGAUCGCUUUGUUCAACAAGCUGCUGGACUGGUUCAAGGCCCUGUUCUGGAAGGAGGAGAUGGAGCUCACGCUCGUGGGGCUGCAGUACUCGGGCAAGACCACCUUCGUCAAUGUGAUCGCGUCAGGACAGUUCAAUGAAGACAUGAUCCCCACCGUAGGCUUCAACAUGCGCAAAAUCACCAAAGGGAACGUGACCAUCAAGCUCUGGGACAUCGGAGGCCAGCCCCGUUUCCGGAGCAUGUGGGAGCGAUACUGUCGUGGAGUGAGCGCCAUCGUGUAUAUGGUGGACGCUGCUGACCAGGAGAAGAUUGAGGCCUCCAAAAAUGAACUACACAAUCUACUGGACAAGCCCCAGCUUCAGGGAAUCCCGGUCCUAGUUCUGGGAAACAAGCGAGACCUCCCUGGUGCUCUGGAUGAGAAGGAGCUGAUUGAAAAAAUGAAUUUGUCCGCUAUCCAGGACCGAGAGAUCUGCUGCUAUUCUAUCUCUGCCAAAGAAAAGGAUAACACAGACAUCACCCUACAGUGGCUUAUCCAACAUUCAAAGUCACGGAGAAGCUGAGACAGCGGUCCACACCUCCCCCCUGGACCAGGGACCGCCAUCAUCCAAACCCGAAGCCGCGUUCCCUGCAGGUCCCUACUGUCCCCCUUCCUCCUGUCCCCUCCUCAGUGUGUGCGGCUGGGGGGACUCUCCGGGGACCCAGAGUCCUGUUCUGCUGAGGUCUGAACUCCUGUUUUUAUUGUAAAGAAUACUGGUCCCGCCUGGACCCGCUAACUUCUCACCCUCUCCUCUGCCCUACGUGCCCUUUUCCCCUGCUCCCUGCGUCCAUCUCCCUGACUUUGCACCUCCACUCCAUCCCUGCUCUGCCCUUCCCAACACUGUUCAGUUACUGUCCUGUGUGUACAGUAUAUAUAUGUAUAUAUAUUUUAAUUUUUUAAUUUAAGCAAUGACUAAAAUCAACCACAUGGUGAUGCCAGGGCCAGCAGGGGCUUGGGACAGGGCACAAGUCUUUUGGGAGGAAGAAAAGCUCUAGGGGAGGGGGAGCAGGGAAGAGGCUGAUGUCCUGGGGCUGGACCCUGGCCCUGGCACUGGUGGCCAUCCUGCGCCCCUCUGCUCCCAACCUUGUGGGACCCCCACCACCCCCAACUCCUUCCCUCUGGGCAUGGAGGGGCUGCCAGGCACAGACUGGGUGCCAGAGACGAUCUAUCCGGCAUAGGGGGCAAGAUGCCAGCAUUCUCAUCCAGGCCUCCUCCCCCCAUCCCCUCUCCUGCCUGGCCCUGGCUCUUUAGCCCCAGAAGGGGCAGCUUGGCCAGCGGGCUCCCACCCCCACCCCCGUGACCUGCGCUCCUGCCUCCCACCCCUACUCCUACCCAGGGCCUCCCCAGCUCUCGCCCGCCUCCCUUUCUGUUUCUUAUUUGCAGACUUGCACAAGGAGAGAGCUCAGCAUGGGGGAUUUCGUUCUUCGGGGUUUGUUUUGUUUUUAUUUAAUGAAUUGUAAAGUGGCAUCUAUCUUCCCUUUUUUUACAACACUUUCUGGCUCAUAUUGGAUUCCUUCUGUUGAAAAUGACUCUUGUAACUGUACAAUUUUUUUUUUUGCUCCUAAUAAUAACGAGAAAUAAAUUAACGAUUUUGUGUUG